AUGCGAAAUAAACGUCAGUUGUCGCUCAUUGAUGUCAGUAUGCGCUUUAUAAAACCAUAUCAGCUGCGUUCUCUCCGGUGCUUCAGCCGGAAAUCCGUUGCGCGCAAUGGCCGCGCAUUGACACACCCAGACGCUUUCCUACUAGAAUACUCGAGCUGUACCAGACGCCUAGGUUACAGGGAACCACCUCCGAGCGCACCCGGACCCCAACCACUACCACCACCCUUGAGCAAGUUAUCUACCGCGAGAUAUUCAACGGCCUCAACCCCUUCGCCAGGUAUUUCACCCAAAGGGCAGGGACAAAGCUCAGGGAUGAGCCAAUACGUUCCCCCGCAGACCGGCAUCAUCGCGUUCCUUCCUCCAUCAUGGGUACCCUACGCAGAGUUAGUGCGCCUUGACAAGCCUGCUGGAACAUACUAUCUCUUUUUCCCCUGUGUGUUCUCCACGCUUCUCGCAGCUACCAUGGAUCCCUCAGUUUCCUUUUUACAUGUCCUUAGCACUACAGGUCUCUUCAUGGCUGGUGCUUUGAUAAUGCGAGGAGCUGGAUGUGCAAUCAAUGAUUUGUGGGACCGGAAUCUGGACCCCCAUGUCCAGCGGACAAAAUUCCGGCCCAUUGCGAGGGGGGCCAUCUCCCCCCGGAAAGCUGUCAUAUUUACUGGUACGCAGCUAUUGGCGGGACUGGGAAUUCUGCUUCAAUUCCCUUACCAGUGCUUAUGGUAUGGAAUUCCCAGCUUGUUGCUAGUUGCGACCUACCCACUUGCCAAACGCGUUACAUACUAUCCGCAAGCUGUUCUAGGGCUUACUUUCUCAUGGGGAGCCAUAAUGGGAUUUCCAGCUCUGGGGAUAGACCUUAUUUCUAAUCCCGAUGCCUUGAAGGCUGCUGCGGCUCUCUAUUCUAGCUGCGUAUCCUGGACUGUCUUGUACGAUAUGAUCUAUGCGCACAUGGACAUCAAAGAUGACGUGGCCGCGGGUAUCAAGUCAAUCGCUCUUCGGCACGAACACAACACCAAGGCUGUGCUUUCUGGUUUGGCCGUGGCACAAGUCGGCCUCCUUGCUGCUGCAGGCGUAGCUGUGGGUGCGGGCCCUGUGUUUUUCAUCGGCACCUGCGGCAGUGCGGCUUUGACAUUAGGCGUAAUGAUUCAAAGAGUGCAGUUAAAGAGCACCCAGAGCUGUUGGUGGUGGUUCAAGAACGGUUGCCUCUUGACCGGUGGAGGCAUUUCGCUGGGGAUGCUUCUCGAAUAUCUUGCCCAGGCCUUUGGCGUUUACGAUAAAAGCGAAGUUGACUCACGAAAUUGA
This is a messenger RNA of Aspergillus calidoustus, 1296 nucleotides long. The record is from the annotation of a GenBank genome assembly. Lineage: Eukaryota; Fungi; Ascomycota; Eurotiomycetes; Eurotiales; Aspergillaceae.